AUGAUGAAGAAUGCGAGUAUACCCACCAAACUUCAAAAGAGAAGUCUAGAGUUGAAGAAGAAAUUCGGAUCUCAGAGCAUCCGGGAAAUACCAAGGUCAACUCUAAGGGUGAGUCUCGGUGUGUACAAAAAAUACGUUAACGAAACCAUCAAAAACAAACUUGACCAAGAUUGGGUCGAAGGGAUGUCCGAGAAGAGAACCCUUGAGCGGUACAGUACUUAUAAAACGGUGCGAGGAAAUAUCGAGCACAUCUAUGACAAUACGAGAGGCAGUCGCCUCCUCGCGAAUGCUAGAGCGGGAUGUUUACAGACUAGAAAAUUUAGGUCUCGUUUCAAAAACAUCGGAGCGACCUGCCUGAGGUGCGAGAGAGAAGAGGAAACCCAGGAACAUGUGAUCCUCGAAUGCGAAGACCCCCCGGAUGCUGAGUGUAUAAUACGGAAAAGACUGGGCCUACACGAAGAAAGCACCCCGAAGAUGAUUUUCGACACAAAAGUAAUGUUGGAAGAGUGGGUGUAG
Messenger RNA from Galendromus occidentalis (western predatory mite), 516 nucleotides. RefSeq lists its product as uncharacterized. Lineage: Eukaryota; Metazoa; Arthropoda; Arachnida; Mesostigmata; Phytoseiidae. The record is from RefSeq and is a predicted model, not a curated record. The transcript has a single exon. Bases 1 to 516 code for a protein of 171 amino acids.